GAGGGCGCUGAGUGACGUCAUCUUCACCCAAUCUGAGGUGAGUAUAUAACAGAGAUUCAAAAUUAUAACUGUCAUGAUCGCUGAUUGUUUCUUGGUCAUUUGGUAAACAUUUACGCUGAAAAUAAGGAUUGAUACCCCCCGCCUCUUUGGCUGUUAGAAUACUAUUAUGGCUGAUGACAGUGAAUGGAUGAAAUUACCUACUGAGGGGAAAUGUCAGCACAAGGUUUGGAAAGCUAGACUCAGUGGGUAUGAAGAAGCAACCAAAUUAUUCAGUAGUUUGACUGAUGAUAAAAACCCAGAAUUUUCUAAAUAUCAAGGCCUCAUAAAAAAAUUUGUAGUAGACAGCAAUGUUGUGGCCCAAGAAAAAGGCUUGGAAGCGGUGCUGGCAUAUGUGGAAAACGCACAAGUGGCUACAAGAAUUUGUGCUGAAGUUAUUGGAGGAAUUGUAGCAAAAUGUUUCAAUGUGAAUAAAACCAAAACAAAAGAACUAGCAAAUGAAAUAAUAUUGGUGUAUAUUGAAAUUGAGAAACAGGAUAUAGUUCUGGAAGAACUCUUGAAAGGUGUGGAAUACAAACAGCCUAAAAUAGUUGUGGGCUCUGUAAUGGCUCUCACUCGAGCUUUAAGAGAAUAUGGUUCAAAAGUUAUUCAAGUGAAACCUAUAAUUAAAGUAUUAGCAAAACUAUUAGAAGACCGUGACAAAACAGUUCGUGAUGAAACUAAGCAAUUAGUUAUUGAAAUCUACAGAUGGAUUGGUGCUGCUAUUAAAUCACAAUUUACCAAUUUCAACCCAAUUCAGGUCCAAGAAUUUGAAGCUGAAUUUGAAAAGCUACCUGCUGAAAGACCUAUUCAAACUCGUUUUCUGAGAUCACAACAGGAUCUCAAAGCUAAGCUAGAACAGGCAGCCUCUGCUGCUCCCUGUGGAGAUGGAGAUGCUUCUGGUGCUGCUCUUGUAGAAGAGGUGGAUCCAUAUGACCUGAUGGAACCUGUCAAUAUCUUAGCAAUGUUACCCAAAAACUAUUAUGAACAAAUUGAAGCUAAGAAAUGGCAGGAACGUAAGGAAGCUUUGGAUGCACUGCUGAAAUUAGCAAGUAAUCUCAAACUAGAACCUGGAGAUUAUCAGCCUUUGAUAAAGAGUGUAAUCAAGGUUAUUGGAAAAGAUACUAACGUUAUGCUUGUGGCAUUGGGAGGAAAAAUUUUAGCUGGGAUUGCACUCGGAUUACGUAAAGAAUUUAAGCCACAUGCAAAUAUGUGUUUUGGAGUACUUCUGGAUAAAUUUAAAGAAAAGAAACUCACGGUUGUUGUUGCCUUAAGAGAAGCAAUUGAUGCAGUAUUUCAAUGUAUGAAUUUUGAAUUAAUUAUGGAGGAUGCUGUAGCUGCUCUUGAGAAUAAAAAUCCAUCAAUUCGAACUGAGACUGCCAGUUUCUUAGCUCGUUCAAUUGCAAAAGCCGUCCCUAAUGCACUGCCUAAGAAAAUUCUUAAGGUCUACUGUGUAGCUCUUGUAAAGACUAUUAAUGAUCCUGUCCCAGAAGUACGAGAAUCAUCUUUCGAAGCCCUUGGAACUGCAAUGCAACUAGUGGGAGAGAAAAAUAUAAUGCCGUUUAUAACUGAUGUAGACAACAUUAAGCAGCAGAAGAUAAAAGAAUGUGCAGAGAAAGCAGUGUUGUUGUUACCCAAUGGUCAACCCCGCAAUACUCAGUCACAGCCUUCUGCUGUAACAACAACAACAGCAGCAGCAGCAACUUCUAAAGCUGUGACUAGUUCAAAACCUGUUGCCCAACAAAAAAAGCCUGGCUCUGAUCGGCCACGUACUGCCCCAGCAUCUUCAAAAUCUCGCUCAGCAGAUGCUAAGAAAGGAACGAAAAAAGGCUCAGCUGCUGACAGAUCUUCCAAAGAAGAACCUGUGGAAGCAGUGUUAUCAGAUGAUGUUUUUGAAGAAAAAGCUGAAAGUCACUUAGGAGCUGAAAUUUUAGGCCAGCUUGCUAGUAGCAACUGGAAAGAACGUUUGCAAGGCAUAGAACAGUUUCUAAAUCUUGUAAAAGGUUUAGCAAAAGAAGAAAUUCCAACACAGGUGUUUGUACGUGUAAUAUGUAAAAAGCCAGGGCUAAAAGACAGUAAUUUUCAGGUAUUGAGAUUGAAAAUAGAAUUGAUCGGGGUUCUUGCUCAGAAAGCUAAUUUUACCAAAUGUUCUGCUGGUUUCUGUCUUGAGAGUAUGGUUGAAAAAAUUGGUGAUGUGAAAACUGGUAAUUCCUGUAAAGAAACUUUAAGUUCUAUAGCUGAAACUAUAAGCUUGGAUUUCGUUUGUCAAGAGGUGAUUAAUUCUGCCUUUGCUCAAAAGAAUCCCAAGAACCACGCAGAAGCAUUAAAUUGGCUUUCUCAAGCUAUAAAAGAGUAUAUUCCUUUUCUUUCCAGAGUAAAUUUCAAGUCUGUCAAUGAAAAUGUAAAGAAAGCUUUAGCUGCAACAAAUCCGGCUGUCCGGACUGCUGCCAUUCAGUUGCUAGGUGUUGUCUAUAUGUAUAUGGGACCAUCUUUACGUAUGUUUUAUGAAAAUGAAAAACCUGCAUUGCUACAACAAAUUGAUGCAGAAUUUGAAAAGGCUAAAAGUGAAAAACCACCGGCUCCUACAAGAGCUGUAGUAAAGACUACCAAUGGGGAAUCUGAGGAUACAUGUGAUGAAAACGAUAAUGGGAGUGAAAGCAUCAAUGUGGAAGAUCUUAUUCCUCGUAUGGAUAUUGGUGAUAAAAUAACAAGUGAAAUUCUUGCUGAAAUGGAUGAUAAGAACUGGAAAAUUCGCAAUGAAGGUCUUCAAAAAGUCACUGUCAUCUUGAACGAAAACAAAUUUGUUUUGCCUAAUCUGGGUCAGUUACCCGAAGCUUUAAAAGCCAGACUUGGAGAUUCUAACAAAAAUAUGGUAAUAACUACAUUGGGCAUAUUAGGAACUUUGGCUACUUCUCUUGGUCCUCAUUGCAAACAACAUAUCCGUACAAUUGGGCCAGGCAUAAUUAGCUGUUUUGGAGAUAGUAAGGUACAUCUGAGGACUGCUGCUGUAAAUGCUCUUAAUGCUUGGGUGGAGCACUGUAACAUACACGCCUUAGUUGAAUGUGAAGCAUUUUCUGAUGCACUGAAGAUAGAAAACCCAAACCUGCGCAUGGAGCUGCUUGGGUGGUUAAGUGAAAAAUUGCCCAAUGUGAAAUCUCUUCCAAAUGAAUUGAAAUUGUGUGUACCACUUUUGUUGAAUUGCUUGGAAGAUAGAAAUGGUGAUGUGCGUAAGAAAGCUCAGGAAUCCAUUGUGCCAUUUAUGAUACAUGUUGGCUAUGAGUGCAUGUUCAGAGCUGCUACUAAGGCAAAGCUUGCAUCCAAAGAUCAAAUGAUACAGACUCUUGAAAAAGCCCGUGCAAAUUUGCCUGCAAAACCAGUUAAAGCUGUGAAAUCUGCCCCAAAUGUUCCAAAAGCAGCUCCUGUAGCAUCAGUGAAAGCUGAAGCUGUUGACUAUGAUGAUGAAUCCGAUGGGCCGCCAAUAGCAGCCCGGCCUCAGACUGCCCCAGAAGGAAAGUCUAAGGCUGGAAAAUCAACUGGUGUCGGCCGUGGCAAGGCAGUGGCUUCUGCUAAAAGUAGCAAGAAGAAAGAAGAGGAAGAUGUAUCACCACCUUUGAUGAUUGGGGUCUCCAAAGAUCAAAGAAUGAAAGAUGAAAAGCUCUUAAAAGUUCUAAAGUGGAAUUUUACUGAGCCUCGACCUGAGUUUGUCGAACAGUUACGGAACCAGAUGGAGAAAAAUUUUAGCAAACCAUUAAUGGAUCAAUUAUUUCAUUCAGAUUUCAAAUCUCAUAUUAAAGCUAUCGAAACUUUGACAAAGUGCCUUGACACACAAAAACCAGAGUCCAUUUCCAAUCUUGACUUAAUUUUAAAAUGGUUAACUUUGCGGUUCUUUGAUACAAAUCCAAGCAUGCUGAAUAAAGCCUUAGAGUAUAUCCAGAAUGUCUUCGACCUUCUUGCAGAAGAAGAUUACCAUUUGAACGAUAUCGAGGCUGUCUCGUUUAUUCCUUAUUUGAUACAAAAAGUUGGUGAUCCUAAAGAUAAUGUUCGUCAAAAUGUUCGAGGAAUUUUAAAGUCUGUGUGUAAAGUCUAUCCCGGUAGUAAACUUUUCCCAUACAUGAUUGAUGGUCUCCGGUCUAAGAAUUCCAAACAACGAGCAGAGUGCCUGGAAGAGUGUAGUUACUUGAUGGAGGUUUAUAGCAUGUCCGUAUGCCAGCCAAACCCUAGUCAUGCUUUGAAGUUGAUUGCCCAACAAAUUAGUGAUAGAGAUAAUGGAGUAAGAAAUGCUGCCUUAAAUACAAUGGUUACUGCAUAUAUGAUGCUCAAUGAUAAACUCUUUAACCUUACUGGACCGCUGUGUGACAAAGACCAAAGUUUGCUUGAUGAACGAAUUAAAAGACACAUGAAAAAUCGUCAGUUAAAUGGACCAAAAAUUGUAAAAGAGGAAAAACCCCAAAGAGUGGCACAGACUCCACAAAAAAUUAUACAGCCAGUGGGUGGUUCAAUACGACCAAACACUGCUGGUGGGAUUCCUAAACACCAUACUGAAAGUGUAUCACGUGCAGCCUAUACUCUUGACAUAGAGGAGGAUGUUAACCAACUCGUGGAAAUGCCUAAAUUAAUUCAGUUAGACCUUGAUGAGAUUUACCAACCAGUAACUUUGCCCAAGAUAAGGAAAUCUCCUACUGUGAAAGGAUUACUCGGAAAUUCAGGAGAUAUGUCUGCUCAUGUGAAUUUUGUCAUUUCUCAGAUUACCAACAAAGAUAUUGAUCUCAGUAUUCAAGCUUUGUGUCAGCUUGAUGAAGUUUUACGAGAUCCUGAAAAGUCAACAAUAUUUGCAAGCUGUAUCGACCAGUUGUUGUUAGCAAUCUCUAUGCAAAUCAAAAUGUCUUGUUCAGCUCACAUGAGCAGUGAGGAUGUUUCAAAGGAUGAUCUCACCAGGCUGUACAGAUCUCUGUUGGCAACUAUGAUGACAGUAUUUUCUAAUAAAUCACUUGGAACACAAGCUAGUCGUGAUGUUCUAAAGGAUUUGACAAACAGUGUGAUCACAUUGUUACUAGACAGCCGUUUGAUGGACCUUGGAGAAGGGCCACAAGUUGUUCGAGCAGUCAACACUACUGUUAUUAGAAUAAUGGAGAAUUCAAACUUUACAAAUAUGCUCAGUGCUUCCAUUCGCCUGCUCCAUGAUAGUGUUUCCAGUGAAACUUGCACACCAAAAUUCAUUGAAAUGAUCAUGAAAUGUAUGUGGCGGAUGGUUCGUAUGCUCCCUGACUCAAUGAAUGACUUAAACACAGACAAGAUCCUUCAUGAUAUACAUCUCUUCUUCAAAGCUUUUCCUGCCAACUCCUGGAAAGAUCGGAGUUCUGAUUUACCUUAUCGUACAGUAAAGACAAUCUUGCACACGCUUACCAAAUUGAAAGGGAACAAGAUUCUCAGCCAUCUAACAUUAGUGGAUGAUGAAAACUCUGAACUAGAAGCUUAUUUAUCAAAAAUACUGAAAAGUGGUGUUGGUCAAAGUCAUGAUGGUCAUAGAGAAGAGAUCAAGCAUAAACGAUUAUCUAAGAAUUCUCAUGAUAUGCUUGCUGAAAUUUUCAAGAAAAUAGGGUCAAAAGAAAAUACUGUACAGGGAUUGAAUGAGCUUUACGAUUUCAAGGAAAAGAAUCCAGAUGCUGAUCUAUCUCCAUAUUUAAAAAAGUCUUCAGAAUUCUUCCAAUCUUAUAUUGAUAAUGGUAUGAAAACAAUUGCUCAAGAGCGGCGACGUGGAAUGAAAAAAGCUUCACACACACACCCAUCAAAUAUUCCAAAUACACACAAUCAGUCACCAGAUGAUGAAAUAGAUCCUAGUGUUUAUCGAGAGAGAUUACGUCGCAUACGAAUGAUGUGUGGUCUGGAUAAAAGUGAAGAGGGAGAGAAAACUGACUCACCCAAACUUUCAGAUGCAAGUAACACUAUUAACCAAGCAUUAGAAGAAGAAACCAAACAAAUGGAUUUUGACGACUUGCCUCAGAUAAAUGCUCAUGUCCCCCAGUCUGAUAGCCGACCAAUGUCAGUUGUGGCUGAUGUCAGUGAACUAAAGAUGCGUCUGGACAGAAUUAAGAAAAACCAGGUGUGAUGAAAUGAAAGUAGAUGUUUGAGUGGUUUCAUAUAUAUAUAUAUAUAUAUAUAUAACUUGAGCAAUACCUUCAGGCCAGUUGCUUCCUUUUGGACUGAUGACGCAGAGUUGUACAAUAUAUAUAUAUAUUGUAAAGCUAUUCAGCAAAUGAACUGCCAUUUCAGAGUUACUCAUAGAUAUCUGGACAAAAAAAAUAAGCAUGUUGAUUUUAUAUAUAUAUAUAUAUAUAUCUAUAUAUAUAUGUAUGUAUGUAUGUACGUAUGUAUGUGUAUGUAAAUGUUUUUGUGUUGUUACAUUUUAGGAAUGUAACAAAAGAAGAUCAGAUGUUUGUUGCACAUAACACUUAAAAAUGUUGAUACAUUUCUUCUUUUAUACUGUUUGAGCUAAAACUGUAAACGGAAUACCUUUCAUAUUAUUACAGUAAUUUCUGGGAAUUGAACAGCUUUUCUUCAUGUUACUAGGUCUUUUGUUUAUUCUUCUUUUGCAAUUGGAAAAAUCUCUUGAUGUGAGGUUUAUAUAUAUAAUUUCUUUUUAGCUGAGUGAUGGGAGCAAAAAUCUUCAUUAGUGAACAUUAUGAAAUUAACGUUAAGAUUUUUAAUUUCCCUUCACAGGCUCAUUUCUCUGAUAUUAAACAUCAAAAUUGUGUUUAUUGGGAUAAUAAGCUUUUGUGUAAUUUAGAAGUUUUCUUUUUCUCCUAUGUAAAAAAAAAAAAAGCUUUAUUGGUAUGAAGGGCUUGUGUUAAGAGAACCAAACUAAGUUUUAAACAUUCUUUAGCUGUUUUUAUUUUAUUUAUUUAUUUAGUUUUUUUUGCCAGUAGCAAUAUUUAUAAUUAAUUUUAUUGCAAAUUUUAGUUUUCGACAACACAGUGGCUUUCUGUUCUCACCAAUACCAAUUCGUUUUGCAGAUCAUUGUUCUAUUGCUAUGUAUGCAUAUUGAUAAGGAUACAUAGUUAUAACAGUGAUAUAUGGUUGUUCCUUAAAUACUUCCUUGCAUAAAGAAAGAGACAAACAGCUCACAUAGAAAUCCCAUUCUGUUGAGGCUUUCAUUUUGCUCAUUUAGCUCCUCUUUUUGUCUGUUCAGACAGUAAUGUGUCAGCCUUCGAACAGGGACAUUUAACAAUACACAUUCACGGGAAAUUAAACUUUUGUUUCUGUGAUACCAAUUUGGUUUUCCACUUUACUUCAAAAGAAAUCCUUUCAUGUGAAAGAAUAUCUACUGUAAUUCAUUCUCUUAUUUUUGUUUUCUUUUUUUAAGGAAUUAGUUAACAAUUUUUAUUUUUCUCUUGAACACUCCUUUGUCUAUUUGUUUUCAUUUUUCUUUCUCUACUUUAAAUAAUUUAAUUUUCUUCUGUUUUAUUUAUGCUCCAAAUCAGAUUUCCUUCCAAUGCUUUUGAUGUUUGUAAAUAGUCUUAAGAUAAGAAAUGUAUGAAAUAUUUUUUGCUGUGAUAGUUAUGGGAUUUCUUUUUUUCUUUUUUUUUCUGGAUUUUUUUAACAAUGUAAUUGUUUGUUUUUUUAUCCCAAACCAGCCUUAAUGAAAUAGACCUACAAUUAAAGGCAUUCUAUCUGUGACCAUCUUGUCUUUUUUUUUUUUUGUCCCUGUAUUUGAAACCUAAGAUCACAUUAUCCAAUGUGUUCUUUUGUAAGAUGAUAGGAUGUGAUUUGAGGGAAAUUUGGUUGCUAUUUCUAGCAGGUCAUGCUACUAUGUAGAAGCUUGUUUGUGGACACUUUCAAACUGUGGUGCAGCAAUAUAGUGCACUCUAGAAUGGCACAGGAGUCUUACUUGCAUUGUUGUUUGGAAGCUUCUUAGUUCAAUGCUGUUAUGUAAGAUAUUAAUUUGUGUUUCAAGGCUGCAUUGUAUGGUAUUUUCAUAAAAGCUGAUUGAUUUGUUCCUUUUGUAGGAGUUGAAUCCUUCCAUUUGGCACUUUGUACAGGCAGAAACAUUAUCCGUCUGUUUUUGCUGUUAACUGACUCUCCUGUCUUUAUGAUGUUCCUUGAACACUCCUUUGUCUCUUUGUUUUUAUGAUUUCGUUAUUCCUUUUCUUGUAAAUAGUCAUUACACACUCUCUCUCUCUCCCUCCCUCUCUCCCUCCCUAUCUCUCACUCCCUCUCUCUCUGUGUCCGCACGCAUGUGUGUGUGUGUGUGUGUGUGUGUGAACUGUUGGAUUAACAUUUUUAUGUUGUUACUUCAUAAUUAAAAUACUUGGAACACUCUUGUAUUUUGGAAAAGUUUCUCGUUGAGUUUUUGUUAUAGGAUUCAUUAGUUAAUGAUUAAUUUAGAUAAUCCAUUUUUUGUAAUUAUUCAUUUAUGUCAGCUGAAAAGUUUGGGAGUUUCAGUUGGUUCUUACUGAAAAUUGGUACUGAAUCUCGGUUACUCGUCGUCCAUUUAAUUUCUACUUUUGUUUUUCUUUUUUUACCAAAGGUAUCUUAAUCUCCUGAAGGUGUGUAUUCUUAACCUCACAUCACCAUAACCUGCUUUUUCUUACAUUUCUAUUGAAUAGUUUUGCUAAACAAAUAGCUGUUCAAUUCAUAAAAUAAAUUGUUGCUGUUGAAAGCAACUAGACAAAAGCAAUUCUUAUUUUUAAUUUACUCCUUCAUUCUGAAAAGUUUCAGGCCUAUUUCGGUGAAAAUAAUGGAGGGUUUAAUUCCGUCUAUUACCAAUUGCUUUUAAUAUCAUUAUUAUUAUUUAAACCAAAUAGGAAAUACAGCUCUUUCUUCCCAGUUUUUUAAUGCUGAUUUUUACCAAUCUGAAGAAUAUGGUAACAUAUGUAGGAAAUAUGAGGGUCUUUGCUUUCUUAUGUUCUUUUGUUGUUUUUUCUUUUGUAAAUAUUUAUUCUUUGUUACAACAACACACCCUCUGAAUUUAGGCUCCAAUGGCUACAGAAUAAAACCACUGACUCCUUUAAGUUUGAUAUAUAUAUUUUUUAAAUAUCAGUAAAUUUGUUUCAGGGAAACAAACAUGUAAAUAAAGGCUAAAAUUUUGAAA
This is a messenger RNA of Octopus bimaculoides (California two-spot octopus), 9124 nucleotides long. RefSeq names its product cytoskeleton-associated protein 5. Gene Ontology annotation, molecular function: microtubule plus-end binding; microtubule plus end polymerase activity. Gene Ontology annotation, biological process: spindle organization; microtubule polymerization; establishment or maintenance of microtubule cytoskeleton polarity. The record is from RefSeq and is a predicted model, not a curated record. NCBI's taxonomy places the organism in Eukaryota, Metazoa, Mollusca, Cephalopoda, Octopoda, Octopodidae.